Populus euphratica (Euphrates poplar) is the source of this 1628-nucleotide messenger RNA. RefSeq names its product transcription factor BEE 1-like. The transcript has 6 exons. Lineage: Eukaryota; Viridiplantae; Streptophyta; Magnoliopsida; Malpighiales; Salicaceae. Gene Ontology annotation, biological process: regulation of DNA-templated transcription. Gene Ontology annotation, cellular component: nucleus. The coding region runs from base 151 to 960 and encodes 269 amino acids. The record is from RefSeq and is a predicted model, not a curated record. Gene Ontology annotation, molecular function: protein dimerization activity; DNA-binding transcription factor activity.
UAUUUUCAUGGCCCAAGAUCCAAGUUACUAAUAAUACAAGCUGUUAAGCUAAUAAUGCACCAUGUUGGAAUCUUAUAAAUUGUAUUCCAAAGCCCUCUUAUAUGUAAGCAAAAUAAGGCCCUUUAAGAAGCUUUGGUACUUGGAAGUUUAAUGGCUGAGUUUGCAGAAUAUCUGCAGAGGCAUGGGGCUUCUCAACCUUUGACAGAGAUGAUGGACAUGAACAUGGAGAUGCUCAAGCAUCUUCCAGAGCUGAAUCCAAGCAUCUUGGAGAAUUUCAGCAUCAUUCAUGACUUCUCAGCAGACUCUUUCUUGGCCCACCAACAACCUGAAUUUCCUGCAACAUAUAAUCACAACAACCUUUCAAGCACUUCCCAUCCUCACAUCUUGAGUACAACACCACUUGUUCAUUCUGUCAGCUUUAAUCAAAAUGUUUUCCAUGAAAGGAAGAAGCCAAAAGCAAUGGAACAAUCAAAAGGCAGCUCCAAGAACGUUUCUCCUACAGCCUCUAUAAACAUCACUAAGAAAAAGAAUAACUUAGGAAGAGGUAAGAAAGGCAAAAACAAGGAGAAAGAAGGGAACAAAUCAAAGGAAGUUAUUCAUGUUAGAGCUAAGAGAGGCCAGGCAACAGACAGUCACAGUAUAGCAGAAAGGAUAAGAAGAGAGAAAAUCAAUAGCAAAUUAAGAUGCUUGCAAGACAUUGUUCCUGGAUGCCACAAGCCAAUGGGGAUGGCAGUUAUGCUUGAGGAGAUAAUCAAUUAUGUACACUCAUUGCAGAAUCAAGUUGAGUUUCUCUCGUUGGAGCUUGCCGCUGCCAGUUGUUCUAAUGACCUGAAAAAUCUCACAGAAUCUUCCAAGAAGGCUCAGGGAACAAAUUCAACUGAUGAUGCACAGGAGACACAGAAAUGGUCAAGAGAAAGAUAUGGAGAAAUCACUUGCUUCCACUCUACAUGGUCCAUUUGACCGCUUUUUUGGCAAUUACUCUUUGUUGCUAUAAAGCACAAGAAUAUGCUCCCUAGCUAUCACCCUUUGCCGCAAAUCAAAUGUCUAUUUAUGUGGCAGAAAUGCUAAUGAUAUUUGCAUUACUCCACAAAAAGGUCCAGAAAUGAAGUACAAAAACAGAGAGAUUAUAUUGCUAUUUACUUGUCCAAUUCGAGGGCUAAUUUCUUUUUCUCUUUUUCAAAUUUGAUCUGCUAUAGUGAUUUGUGGUGUUUAACAUCCUAUGUAUUGAUGCUGCUUUGUCUGCAUGAGCAGUUAAGCAUCCAUUUGAUCCAACAGGCUCUCUAGGCUUUAUGUGUUGCUUGUAUAAAAUUAUCCAUUUUGUGACAAAAUUAUACAUGCAUCCACUUUAUGAUUUGGAAUUUGGCAUUUGGGCCACUUGGUGAAUCUGUUAUACCCUUUUAACCAGACACUUUCAUGUGGUUCAUGGUUUUUUUUUAGUGUGCAAGAGACAGAGAAACAGGAAAAGAAGAUAGUCUUAUGCAGCUGUCAACAGAAUCUAAGUAAUGAUCUUACAUGAACAAGCAUACUAGCGAUUUCCUGUUUAUACUCCUUGCAUAUACCAGAAAUAUGUAGACAAAUUUGAUGUGUAUCCAAUUUCAAUCUCAAUCACAGUCACAUUUGUUGAGUAA